GCUCUGGGCAUGGGCAGGUGGAGGGAGCAGGCAAAGUUUGGCCGGCGAUAGCGCCGGAGGCGGUGGGGUUGUGGGUGCUGCUGCUGGCGAGGACUCGGCGGGGGCCCGGCGUGGGCCACACGGGGUCAGCGCGGCACAGCAGUGCGCCUCCGCUUCUUCACUCCUGGGUGACGCUCCCCGCCGAGGCACGGCGCUGCGGGCGCGGCGCGGCCAUGGCCGAGGACCCCAGCGCGCUGCCCUGGUCCAUCAACAAGGAUGACUACGAGCUGCAGGAGGUCAUCGGGAGUGGAGCGACUGCAGUGGUGCAGGCAGCAUUCUGUGCGCCAAAGAAGGAGAAAGUGGCAAUUAAACGGAUCAAUCUGGAGAAGUGUCAGACGAGCAUGGAUGAACUACUGAAAGAAAUUCAGGCCAUGAGUCAGUGCCAUCACCCCAACAUUGUAUCUUACUACACAUCGUUCGUGGUGAAAGAUGAGCUUUGGCUGGUGAUGAAGUUACUUAGUGGAGGCUCUGUUUUGGAUAUUAUAAAGCAUAUCGUGGCCAAGGGAGAACACAAGACUGGUGUCCUGGAUGAAGCCUGUAUAGCCACAAUCCUUAAGGAGGUGCUGGAAGGGCUGGACUAUCUGCAUAAAAAUGGGCAAAUUCACAGGGAUGUGAAAGCAGGAAAUAUUCUUCUUGGAGAAGACGGCUCAGUGCAGAUUGCAGACUUUGGCGUCAGCGCAUUUCUGGCCACUGGUGGUGACAUUACCAGAAAUAAAGUCAGGAAAACCUUUGUGGGCACACCUUGCUGGAUGGCACCAGAAGUUAUGGAGCAGGUCAGAGGAUAUGACUUCAAAGCAGACAUCUGGAGUUUCGGCAUCACUGCCAUUGAACUGGCUACAGGGGCAGCUCCUUACCAUAAAUACCCACCAAUGAAGGUUUUAAUGCUGACGCUACAAAAUGAUCCUCCGUCUUUGGAAACUGGUGUGCAAGAUAAGGAGAUGCUGAAGAAGUAUGGGAAAUCUUUUAGGAAAAUGAUUUCAUCGUGCCUACAAAAAGACCCUGAAAAAAGACCGACAGCAGCAGAACUCUUAAGACACAAAUUUUUCACAAAAGCAAAGAAUAAAGAAUUUUUACAAGAGAAGAUGUUGCAGAGAGCACCAACAAUCACUGAAAGAUCCAAGAAGGUCCGGAGAGUUCCAGGUUCCAGCGGACGUCUUCAUAAGACUGAAGAUGGUGGCUGGGAAUGGAGCGAUGAUGAACUAGAUGAAGAAAGUGAGGAAGGCAGAGCAGCAAUUUCACAGCUCAGGUCUCCCAGAGUGAAAGAACCUCUACAAAAUUCUGAGCUAUUCCCAUCAGCUGAGCCUCCAGGUCCUUCACUCAAUCCUCCACAGGCACCCAUUCAACUACCUCAGGCUGCAGGGCAAGUACCUGCACAACCUCAAACUGCUGUACCUCCACCUAGUCAGGCUCCUCCAAUGGCCCCAGCAGCAGCCCAGGCCCCACCUGUACCUGCUGCAGCUCCGGUACAGGAAGAUGCGAAAGUCCCCAUCAGCCUCGUGCUAAGAUUAAGGAAUUCAAAAAAAGAGCUCAAUGAUAUUCGCUUUGAAUUUACCCCAGGGAGAGAUACUGCUGAUGGUGUGUCUCAAGAGCUCAUUUCAGCAGGUCUCGUUGAUGGCAGAGAUCUGGUAAUAGUUGCAGCUAAUUUGCAGAAAAUUGUGGAAGAGCCCCAAGCAAACAGAUCCGUCACUUUCAAACUGGCAUCUGGUGUGGAAGGCUCAGAUAUUCCUGAUGAUGGCAAACUGAUAGGAUUUGCACAGCUCAGCAUCAGCUAAACAAUGGCCCCAGGAGAUGUUUCCCAACUGAGAACCCACAUGUGCAUAUUCGUAAUGCUUCUGUUAGCCUAAAAAAACCACAAAACCAACAAACCACUACUGCCAAAGAAUUGAACUACAGCCCCCUUUUUCCUAGAAGCUUUAAUAUUUUUUCCUUCAUAGGAUCACAAACCUUCCUGAAACAACCGGUGGCGUUUACACCUUUUUUGUAAACAACUCUCAUGUUUUUGUACGUGUCAUCUCAGACAUGCAGCUCCAACACAUCAUUGCCUGCAUGGUCAGUUGAUUAUUGCCUUACUUUAAAGAAAAAGAAAAAUACUACUGAGUACGAAGCAGGGGGUUCCACUGCUCUGAUUAUCUUGCCUAAAUGUUUGCUUACAUGUGGUUUCAUUUUGUUGUGGGUUUUAUUCUUCCAUUUGCUAUUUUUGCACAAGUUUUAAUACUGAAUGGAUCUUUUUUGUUUUGUUCUCUACCCUCUUCCCCCGUCUGCAACACCAACAUCCAUAUUGUUUGGGUCACCCAGAGUGCUCACAAAUCUGCUUCUCUCCUGCUAUUUUUUGUUUGAUGCUUGCACCUGAGAGAGCAAGCCAAGUCUUAACCCACGGGAGGGAGAGCUGCCUUCCCUUGUGUUUGUGGUUUGGGUUUUUUUUUGGUUUGAGUUUGGGUUUUUUUUUUUUUUGAGAAGUUCCUUGACUUUGAGGUGUUAGAAGUCAUCUUCCCUUUGUAAACUGCCUUAAGUUGAUUUCGUUUUUUUACCGUUUUGGUUCUCUCCACAUGAGUGCCCGGCGUGGCAUGAGGGCUGAACCUCGGCAUUUACCUUAAGCAGUCCUUCCUCACAACGUCUUUCAUUCUGCGUCUUAGCUGUAGUCUGUUCUUGAAGCAGACCAAGGAGGCAUUGCUGUCUGGAAACUGGUCCUUCAGGCCAUCAGCAAACCAUCCGUGGUCAGAGGGAGAGGAGAUCUGUGUCACUCUGCCUUUGGACAAGCUGCGCUUCAGAGGCUCUGCUCUGCCUGACCACGCCAGUCCAUACAAUGUGUUUCCCAGCCCUUUGCAAACUGGUACCAGUUUGGAACCAUCCCUCUCGUGUUUCACAGCAAUAAAGAACUGCCGGUAGAGUGGUGGUCCCGGGCAGGCGAGCGCUGGGCUGUGUCCCCCUGCACUGACCGCUCGGCUCCUCGGCCUUUUCACCGCUCCCAGCCGUGGCGUUUGAUCAGGAUGUCCCUGACACCCUCUCACACACCUAUUUAGCUUUUCUUUCAAUGUGGGGUGCAAUUUGAGUUCCUACAGGAAUGAUAUAAAUUAUACUCUGAGUUUGAUAACAGACACUUGUAAUGCAAUAUGUGAAUAAUAAAGGGUGUUGAUUUUGUCCAACUACUGAUUCACAGUUGGCCUUUGUAGCUGCGAUUGACUCUGGAGUGUUUUCUACACACAAGUUGUAAGCCUGUAAUUUCACACACAGAUGGAAACGUGUUUGGUUUCCAUCAGCCACAAACAAUGCAGAAACAGAGUGUUGAAUGACUGGGUUCAGUUAGGACUUUGUGUUUUUUAUUUCCAAGUCUUUGGAUGAACAAUCUGUGUUUAUAUAUUGUUCUCUAUGAGCAGCUGUGGAAGUUUCCUGACUUGUGCAUGUCCUUUUUAUACCGCCCUUGUUGCUUUUAGCCCCAAGGUGGAUAUAUUCGGUAUGUCCCUAGGGACUGUUUGCAGCCCUGUGUCUUGUGAGUGUGAAAGGGAGGGAGAGGAGAAUGAGGCUUUAGGAGUGAGAGCAUUCCAAGGUGCUGAGCAUAUACUCUAAGGGGCCCAGGACACAAGUGCAUGGCCCCAGGGUGCUGGCGGUAGCUGGCUUUGGCCAAGGGUGUGUGUGCAAUGUGCCCGUUGACACCUCUGGCACUUCCUCCUGCUGUCUGACACAAAACCCUCCGUGUGAUAUCCCACUUGGAGCUGCUUGGCUUGGGAAGAGCAAGGCUAGCACCUUGAUUUUCAUGUCACCCUCUGCUCACUCUGGUUGUGUUGGAAACCCAUGGGAUCCAGAGAUGAAGUGUUCUUGGUACAGUAUUACUUUCCCUUCUGCCUGCACGCCGUGGGGACCUCUUUUUGUUCAUUUGUGUGCUGGUGCUGAGAAAGGUAAGAUUCAGCUGCUCAAAUGGAACAAUGCAGCAUCUGUUAAGUUAUUCCCCACCUUUCCAAAGUCAGGAUGUAGAGAGCUUGAGCUCACACUAACCCAAGGCUCCUUAGUUCUUUAACAGAGAAAAUAAGCAAGGAGGAAAUUUCUUGGUCUCUAGAGCUCCAGAUGUUUUGGGUAGGGAUCCAAAGUAUUUACUUGGGCUAUUACCAUUCUAGACAACUGUCUUUUCUGAUGUUGUUCCAGUAAGUGCCAAUGCUGUCCAUAAUUGUUUUCCAGUGUCAUUGAGAAUUUGGGGUUUGUGCAAAUUUCUGAUCUGAACCUGGAAGCAGGUGUUAAGGUUUUAAGUUAGUUCCUACUUUUAAGGACAGUACUCUGUUAAUGAAAACGGAUCCUCUUCACAGCUUUGGUGUAUUGUAGAGUAUAAUGAAAGAUGUAAAAUAUUCAGGCUUUUCUCCUUUUUUGGACUUUGUAUUUUACUGCAUGUCUCUAAUUUUUAAUCAAUAAAGAACAAAUUGUCCAUUGGCA
This is a messenger RNA of Colius striatus (speckled mousebird), 4458 nucleotides long. It is a transcript of the gene OXSR1, whose product is annotated as oxidative stress responsive kinase 1. The record is from RefSeq and is a predicted model, not a curated record. The coding region runs from base 213 to 1811 and encodes 532 amino acids. The transcript has 18 exons. Gene Ontology annotation, molecular function: protein serine/threonine kinase activity; ATP binding. NCBI's taxonomy places the organism in Eukaryota, Metazoa, Chordata, Aves, Coliiformes, Coliidae. Gene Ontology annotation, biological process: protein phosphorylation.